UGUUGAAUUUCUGUCUGUCUCGGGUAGUUGUUUCUCUGUUGUGUUGUGAAAGUAAUAUGCCAGAAUAUUGAAUUAAAAUGAAAAGAUGUCAGUGUUACAUGCCUUUAAUUUAACAAAUAGUUAAGUGCCCAAACAUAUAUUAUAAGUUUUUAGUUUUUACAAUUAUUGUACAAUGAACCAGAGUGUUGAUCCAGAAUCUGGGAGUGAGAUGGAUGAAAACCACGACAAUAACAGUGAAGAUGAAAAGGUUUCUGGUUCUCCACCUCAGUCUCCGCCAUCACCAUCAUUGUCCCCUUCUUCCCCACCACAGUCUCCCUGCUCUGGUCCCUGCUCACCAUCUCCUCCGCAGUCUCCAGCAUCACCACAAUGGAAUGCAUCUAAUCCACAAUCUCCUUCUCCUCCACAAUCUCCUUCUCCUCCGGAGUCUCCUGUUUCCAAUCCUCAAUCGAUAAAUGCAAAUCCUGACUCUCCAAUUUCAAAUCCGGAGUCUCCUCUUUCUAUUCCUAAAUCUCAGAAUUCUAAUCCAGGUUCGCACUGUUCCAGCCCGAAAUCUCCUGCUUCAAAUCCUCAAUCACCUGACUCUAAUCGGCACUCACCUGCAUCAAAUUCUCCCUCCCCCUCUACACCACCUUACUCACCUGCUUCAAUCCCCAAAUCUCCUGCUUCUAACCCCCAGUCUCCUGCAUCUAAUCCCCAUUCUCCUGCGUCUAAUCCCCAUUCUCCUGCGUCUAAUCCCCAUUCUCCUGCAUCUAAUCCCCAUUCUCCUGCUUCCAGUCCCCAAUCACCUGCUUCGAAUCCCCAAUCACCUGCUUCAAAUCCCCAAUCACCUGCUUCAAAUCCCCAGUCACCUGCUUCAAAUCCUCAAUCUCCUGCCUCUAAUGCUCAGUCGCAUGAUUCAAGCCCUCAGUCUCCUGCUUCAAACCCCCAGUCUCCUGCUUCAAACCCCCAGUCUCCUAUGUCAGAAUCUGGUCAACAAUCGGAUGACGAAGUGCAGGUGAGUGGAGGUGAAGCAAGUGAUGACGAUCAUCCUGAAAGCAGUGCUGUGCAAGAAAAUGAAAUUGAAGGUGCUGCAUCUCCUAAUGACGAUAACCAGAGUGAAAAGGGACAAUCAAAGCAUAGUGACAAAGAAGAUUCAGAUGCAGAAGAAAAUAUUCCAGAAAUAAAUAUUGAAAGUGCAGAUGAAGAGGAGGGACAUGACUCAGACAAGAAUGCUUCUGAUGAUGAAAAUAAUGAAGAUAAAGAUGAAAAAAAAAUAAAGGAUACAAGUGACAGUGAAGUUGAAAGAUCUGAUGAUGAGUCACCACAAAAGCAACUUUCAACCAAUAAGAGUUCAAAAAACUCAUCAGCUGUCAAAAAAAGCAAAGGAAAGUCCAAAACUGAUGAUAACUCUGAUUCUGAGAGUGAAGCUGAUAGUGAUGAAUCUGAAGUAGGUGGUCUUAUAGCUGAUAUAUUUGGUGAAAGUGAUGAUGAAGAUGAAGAGUUUGAAGGAUUUGAAGAAGAAGAAGCUGGUGGGAAAAAAACAGACGGUUCCACAAAAGCAAUUACACCUAAAAAGAAAAGAGCUAAAAUUGUGUCAGAUUCUGAAGACGAGGCGAAUGAAAAUGAUGAAAACUUAAAUGAGUCUGCGGGAGUAAUAGAAGAUGUUCCCGCUCCCUCUCAAGAAGAAGUUGAGCAAGAAGAAGUACAAGAAAAGAAAGUUGAAUCUGAAGAUUCAGAUGAUGAAGAUGUAGAUCGUAAAAUGAGGGAAGAUUUUGUAUCUGAUUUUGAUCUUAUGAUGCAAAAGAAAAAAGAAGAAAAUUCAAAGAAGCGACGUAGGAGAGAUGUAGAUUUAAUCAGUGAUAGCGAUGAUUUAAUUGCUGACAUAAUAAGUCAAAUGCGACAAGCAGCUGAAGAAGACAAAUUUUUAAAUAAACAAAAGAAAACAGCAACAAAAAAGCUGAAAAUUCUGUCUAUGGUGAUGUCUCAGUUGAAAAAACAGGACUUAAAAACUGCAUUUUUAGACCAAGGGGUUUUGAAUGUUAUUGCUGAAUGGCUUACUCCUUUGCCUGAUCGCAGUUUGCCUCAUCUAAAUAUCCGUGAAGGAAUGCUGAAGCAGUUAGGUGAUUUGCCAGCAUUUGACCAAAGUUUGUUGAAAUCAAGUGGAAUCGGUAGAGCUAUAAUGUAUCUUUUUAAACAUCCUAAAGAAACAAAGGAAAAUCGAGAAAAGGCUGGAAAACUCAUUACUGCAUGGUCAAGACCAAUAUUCAAUGUUCCUACUAACUAUCACUCCCUAACAAAGGAAGAAAGAGAACAAAGAGAUUAUGAUCAUGUGCCUAAAAAACGAAAAUUAAAAGACCAUGAGUCCCAAGAAGAGGAACCUGAACCAAGGAAGGAUAUUGACCAAGAGCUAAGUGGGGAUCAGAAGGCUAUUCGACCGGGAGAUAAAGGUUGGAUCGGAAGAGCUCGAGUCCCUGUGCCUUCAACGAAAGACUAUGUAAACCGACCAAAAUGGAAUGUUGAAAUGGAGUUCUCUCAGGGCUCUUCUAAAAAACCUCUUACUAGAAUAGAAAAACAUAUGAGAAUGUUGCAAGAGAAGAAAAGAUUGAGUAAAACACAAAGAGCUAUUACCAUCAGUAUUGAGGGACGAAAAAUGGCAAUCUAAAAUUGCUCUUUCGUUUUAUGACAUAUGCUUCAGUUUGUAUCAUGUCAUACAUUUGAAAAUAUGUCAUGUAUUUUGACAUGGGUUAUAAAAGAUAUGUUAAAUAAACUGUUUUAUACUAUUUA
Molecule: messenger RNA, 2763 nt
Organism: Uloborus diversus
Lineage: Eukaryota; Metazoa; Arthropoda; Arachnida; Araneae; Uloboridae
Product: protein IWS1 homolog
Exons: 15
Coding region: 173-2641 (822 amino acids)
Biological process (GO): poly(A)+ mRNA export from nucleus
Cellular component (GO): nucleus
Source: RefSeq, a predicted model, not a curated record